CUGGAGUUCGAGCGUGGCGUCCUGUUGCGUGAUCUUUCGCAGCUCAGCUCAGAAGGAGCGUCUCCAUUCAGUCCUCAGCCCCAGCCGAGCGCAGCACCCUGUUCUUGCACCAACCUGGAGGGCUAAACCACCAGCAGGAAUAAAACUUUUUUCUUUUUUUUUUUUUAGUUAUUAAAUUCAAAAGCUGCUCAGUGCACCGGAGUCACCAGAAAUGAUGAAUUUUAUCCUCAUCUGCCUGCUUUGUGGAUUGUAUGGUGUUUUUGGAAAAGACAAAGAUCAAAAGGGGAAGUUCAGUGUCCCUCUCCUGGACAUAGGAAGUCGGCAGCUGGUUCUGGAGGCCAACCAGACACUGCUGCUCAACUGCAGGGGUCGCUGGGAGCUGUCAUGGGCGUUCCCGGCUGGCUUGGACAGAGAUCAGGUGGAGGUAGAGGAUUCUCGCUGUGGGAGGACCAACCAGCGUUAUUGUAGCCGUCUGCGUGUCAGCCACAGCCAGGCCCAUCACACUGGCAUGUUUCGCUGCCGGUACCGGGACAGGACCACGAAACACAAGUCCGUCUAUGUCUAUGUCACAGACAGCCAGCAGCCAUUUGUGGAACGUGAAGUUAUGAGUCCGGAUGUGUUGUACAUGAAGGUGGAGAAACCACUGGUCAUCCCCUGCAGGGUCACCAACCCCAACUUCACCACCACACUGGUCAAGUUCCCCAGCCGGAGCCUGAAACCAGACCAGAGGAACAUCAUCUGGGACAAUAAGAUCGGCUUCACCAUCAGAACUCCCACCUUCUAUUACAUCGGGCUUUUUUUCUGUCAGACCGUAAUUGAUGGGGUCAAACAUGAUUCCAGGAUCUACAUCGUACACAGACCAGUAAGCAACAUCACGCAGGUGAAGCUGAACACCACCGGCCCUGUGAGGGCCCUGAAGGGAGAGAGACUGGUCCUGAACUGCACUGCCACUGCAGAGCUGAACACCAGAGUCAACAUCACCUGGGACUAUCCCGGCAAGAAGCACAGCGUUGGCUCCACCUCCAAAAGGCUCCUGAGACACCCAAUGCACAUGUUGUUCUACAGCAUCCUGACUAUCCCCAAGCUGCGGCGCUCAGACCAAGGCCUCUACACAUGCUGCGUCACCAGCGGGGAACAAAGCAAGCAACAGAAGGCCUCGGUUACGGUCUAUGAUCGUCCGUUUAUCCGUCUGAAGCCCAGAAAUGGAUCUGUGAUGGUGGUUCAGGCAGGACAGAAAUCUUACAAACUCUCCCCCAGAGUACGAGCGUUCCCUGUGCCUGAAGUGAUCUGGUUUAAGGACGGCAUGGUGGCGUCAGAGCACUGCUCCAGAUACCACAUGGAGGAAACUUCCCUAGUCAUACGGGAUGUUGCAGAGGAGGAUGCUGGAAAGUACACCAUGCUUGUGAGAAUCAAGGAGCAUGGACUCUACCAGAAUCUCACACUCACGCUGGUCGUCAUCGUGAGUCCUCAAAUAGGGGAGAAAGCAGUGUCAUUGCAGGACCCGGGCUCUGUGCCACGGGGGAGUAGGAAAGCCCUUCACUGCACAUCUCACGGAGUCCCUCCUCCACAGACCCAGUGGCUCUGGCAUCCCUGCCCGCCCAAAGGCCUGUGUGUGUUUCCGAUGUCCUCCUCACUAUGGAGGCCUGUUAUGGCGAGUAUCCCUGCUGCUACGGCGCAAAAUCAAAUCCUGAGUAUUACUCAAAGACAGGAAAUGCUUCAGGGGAAGAAGAAGACGGUGGGGGUCCUGACUGUUGCAGAAGCCUUUGUGUCUGGACUGUAUCGCUGUAUCGCUUCCAACUCUGCAGGCGCAGACCAGCUAGACAUCCCACUCUACAUCACAGAUGUCCCAGGAGGCUUCAGUGUGAACCAGCUGGAGGAGGCUAGAGAAGGCGGACAGCUCCACCUUACCUGUCUUGCUAAUAAAUACCUGUACACGGCGCUGUCAUGGCAAAAAGUCAAUACCUCAGGGGAAUCCCUGGCCGCUUCCUUGAAUAUUCAUCAGCCCACAUCAGGGGAGUUUUCAACUUCUCUAGACCUGUUGCUAAGCAACGUGACGGCCCAGGACUCGGGAGCCUACAGAUGCUCCGCCCGCCACCGCAUCACCGGGCAGGAGACACACGUGGACAAACAGGUGGUUGUCACAAUCUUGGAGCCUCCUGUCCUGCUUAAUAAUCUGACAGACUCUACGGUCAAUGUUAGCACCUCAGUGACCCUCAGCUGCCCCUCUCGAGGGGUGCCACCCCCAGUUGUCACAUGGUAUAAAGACGAACGUGCUCUGCAGCAGGGAUCAGGAAUCGUCAUAUCAGCAGAAGACGGGACUCUUCAUAUUGACAGAAUCACAGUGGAGGACCAGGGUCUGUAUACGUGCCAGGCCACCAAUGAGAGGGGAUCUGCAGAGAGCGCGGCCCAUAUUUGGGUCAACAGUGUGUCAGAAGCAUCAUUUCUGGAAAUCCCUACUCUCACAUGUACCUGUGUGGUGGCCACUAUCUUCUGGUUUUUGCUCACACUCUUCAUCCGGAAGCUGAAACAGCCCGACAGCUCAAACACCAAACCAGAGUACUUGUCAAUCAUCCUUGACACCGGAGAGUCACCCCUGGAGGAGCAGUGCGAGAGACUGCAGUAUGACCCCAACAAAUGGGAGUUUCCUCGAGAGCAUCUCCAACUAGGGAAACCUCUGGGCCGUGGAGCAUUUGGUAAAGUGAUGCAGGGCUCUGCAUUUGGAAUAGACGAUACCACUAGCUGCAGUACAGUAGCUGUGAAGAUGCUCAAAGAGGGAGCCACAGCCAGCGAACACAAGGCCCUGAUGACUGAGCUGAAGAUCCUCAACCACAUUGGAAACCACCUAAAUGUGGUCAACCUCCUGGGAGCAUGCACCAAACCAGGAGGACCAUUGAUGGUCAUUGUAGAGUUCUGUUGUUUUGGAAACCUCUCAACCUUCCUGAAGAACAAGAGAGAUGUGUACAUACACGACCGGCUGGAUGGAGGUCCAGAUGGAGGACCAGGCUGUCUUAAAAGCAUUUCUGAGAACCGAAGUAGCAUCAGAACCGUGUUUAACGAGACAGAAUCAAAAGACAGUGACCUUGAUCCCAAAUCAGCAUUCGACUCCCAUCUGUACCUGGAGGAUCUCAUUUCUUUCAGCUUCCAGGUGGCACGUGGGAUGGAGUUUCUAGCCUCUCGCAAGUGUAUUCACAGAGACCUAGCAGCAAGGAAUAUUUUGCUGUCUGACAAUAAAGUGGUGAAGAUCUGUGAUUUUGGCCUGGCCAGAGACAUCUACAAAGACCCUGAUUAUGUCCGCAAGGGAGACGCCCGCCUCCCUCUAAAGUGGAUGUCUCCCGAGUCCAUCUUUGACAAGGUGUUCACCACUGGGAGUGACGUGUGGUCCUACGGUAUACUGCUGUGGGAGAUCUUCUCCUUGGGUGCCUCGCCAUACCCUGGUAUUCACAUAGAUGAGGAGUUCUGCCACCGACUUAAGCAGGGAACAAGGAUGCGAGCCCCAGAGUACAGCACACCUGAGAUUUAUAGCACAAUGCUGGCAUGUUGGGAGGCAUGUCCUUCAGACCGACCCACCUUUACUAACUUAGUGGAAAUAUUGGGAGACCUGCUACAAGCCAGAGUGCAGCAGGAUGGGAAGGACUACAUUCCUCUGGGAUCUUUCACGAACAGAAACAUCAGUCCCUGCCAGUCCUUCAAAGAAAACCAGCUUGCAGUCACAAACCUGAGUUACAUGAGGGGUAUGGCCACACUUCAGACUUUUGAAGAAAUGCCCUGCGAGGAGCAAGAUAGCCCUGACGACGAGCAGAGCGACAGUGGGAUGGUCCUGCCAUCAGAAGAGCUGAAGAAUAUGAUGAGGAAUAACACCAAGAAUAAGAAACUCGGCAGGUUCUUUGCUUUUGAUAAGUGUGGAGACAACCAGGUGCCCUACCUAUGCAGUGACAUCACAGGUCUCCAUGACAACGAACCUUCGAUGCUGCCGUCUGACUGGGACUCCGACGAGGGCGGCUCCCCUCCUCCAGACUACAACUUUGCCUUCCUCUACCCUUCCCUCUAGUGUAAUCCUUUCACAGCUUCAUACAGGGUUUUAUUUCUCAUAAUAUUUAGUCAGUCUGAAUUUACUCUGCCUUCACACUAUGCUGUCUGUACCCUCUACCUCAUUAUGAUAUCUGCAGGUAUUCCUUUGACGUUUUCUUCCCUCAUGGAAGACUUAACCUCACAAGUAUUCAGUCAAAUUGUAAUUCAAAUUCUAAACAACAUAUUUAGAUUGAGAUCUUAAUUGCUUCUUUUAACUUUUUCCAAUUGUUAAAUAUAUUUUGUUCAGGCCUUUUUCCCACACCACCCCUUCCAAGAGCAGCUAAGUAUUACGUCACAGUAAUAGCCAACCUGUAACUAUUAGAACUUGUAUUGGUACCUAAUCCCCAAAGCUUUGUGAAGAGGAGCGCUGCUGUAUGUGAUAACUGUUCCUCUUUCACAGCUACUAUAUGCUGGAAAAAGUCAUUAUCCACUGAUUUAUAUUAGUGUUAGACAGAAUGUAGUUCCAUAUUUAUUGUAUGUAGUCGUUGAUGUCAUUGAGUUAAGAAAUUAUUUGUUUUUUGGCACUGUAAAUAUCACUUUGUUUCUAGUGUAUUCAAUUCCAUAGCCUUAGAUACUGUAAUACAUAACAUUUCUGCAACAAUAUCCACAUGUAUUGAAGUUUCAAGUCCCCCAAAAAAGCCCAAGGAUGGAUUUGUGUCAAACUGAACCUUAUUUACAGCUGCUUUGUCAAUUUUUAUUCUUGCACAUGUUUAUUGACAAAUCUCUAAGGCACAGGGACAUUAGUAAUUAAGAGCACAUCAACUACAACUGUGUAACUUCUGCUGAUGCAAAGAAAAGAAAGUGUCCCUGAUUGUGUAGUUAUAAGAGAUUUCUUUCUAUGAUUUUCUUAUUCCAUAUUGCUUUGAAAAUGUCAUUUAAAAUAUAUAUAUAUAUAUGUGAAAUGGUUUGUGCAUCAUUUUAACUCUAUACUGACAUUUCACAUGUUGAACUGAGAAACGCCUUGUUACUACUUAGUUUUGUUUUGACGGCAACUUCACAUUUAAAAAGGGUUGGAUGAGUAACGUCGACCAAUGUUGCACCCUGUAGUCUUGCUCUAUUUUCCGUUUCUUAAUAGAUCACAGUUAAGCAGUUGUUUGGGUUUAUUUUGCUGAAAUACGAGAACUUCCCUUAAAGAAACCAGUAUGUUGUGUGCAUCUUUGUAUUAUCACUGAUGUUGGCUUAUGACUGAUGUACUCACCAGCUCGAUGUGACUCUCUCUUAAAGACUAUGCAGUGUCCGUGAUUUCAAAAAAACUUGAGCCCACAGAAGACAAAUAUAAAUCACUAUCACAUUUUAAUCUGAGUGUUUGCUUUAACAGGUGUAACAAAGACCACUCCAAAACUUUUUUUUUUCCAGUACUUCUCAGACCGUGCAUUGAUUUUUAGAAACAUGUUUUAAUGCAGUCAUGUGAGAUCUUAAGAUGUCUUGUUUUGCAGAUUAAAAUGUUUUGUUUUGUUUUUUUUUAUUAAUUGCACCCUGUUUUUGUUUCCUUUUUUAAAUUUAUGUACCUAUAUUCACUGAAAAUAUAUUUAUAACUUCAAAUAAUACAAUGAUGUAACCUAUUCUAUAAAAUAAAGAAGAAUCCCACAUGA
This is a messenger RNA of Cololabis saira (Pacific saury), 5660 nucleotides long. It is a transcript of the gene flt1, whose product is annotated as fms related receptor tyrosine kinase 1. The record is from RefSeq and is a predicted model, not a curated record. Gene Ontology annotation, cellular component: plasma membrane; signaling receptor complex. The transcript is spliced from 30 exons. Gene Ontology annotation, biological process: protein phosphorylation; positive regulation of kinase activity; multicellular organism development. NCBI's taxonomy places the organism in Eukaryota, Metazoa, Chordata, Actinopteri, Beloniformes, Belonidae. Gene Ontology annotation, molecular function: ATP binding; vascular endothelial growth factor receptor activity. The coding region runs from base 212 to 4048 and encodes 1278 amino acids.